AUGGCCAUUGGACAACUGCCCAAGAAGCCUAAAUUGUUCACAGGAACCCUCUUAUCUUUUGACUCGCACAUGAAUUUAGUUCUGGCAGAUGCAGAGGAGUUUAGACUGACAAAGCGGUCUAAAAAACAGCUUCGCGAGCAAAAAGCUGUUGAUGCGGAUGAAUCAGGGAUAAGCGAAGAAAAACGGUUACUGGGAUUGGUGAUUUUGCGCGGAGAAACGGUGGUCUCGAUUGUGGUAGAGGCAGGUCCUAAUUUGGCGAGUACAAAACCUGCUCUGCGACUAAACAAGGGUAAAGGAUCAGUCAAGCCGCUCAAGACGCUGGACGGAGUCAAGACGGUGCGGCCCGCAGGUGUCACCAAGCCACGCAGUCUCAAAAGAAAAUGA
Ogataea polymorpha is the source of this 384-nucleotide messenger RNA. RefSeq lists its product as uncharacterized. The coding region runs from base 1 to 384 and encodes 127 amino acids. The record is from RefSeq and is a predicted model, not a curated record. Gene Ontology annotation, cellular component: U2-type prespliceosome; U2 snRNP; U4 snRNP. Lineage: Eukaryota; Fungi; Ascomycota; Pichiomycetes; Pichiales; Pichiaceae. The transcript is spliced from 2 exons. Gene Ontology annotation, biological process: mRNA splicing, via spliceosome.